Molecule: messenger RNA, 6295 nt
Organism: Pogona vitticeps (central bearded dragon)
Lineage: Eukaryota; Metazoa; Chordata; Lepidosauria; Squamata; Agamidae
Source: RefSeq, a predicted model, not a curated record
UGGGGAAUCCGUAGUCUACAUUCUGAAAACAGCUACUGUAGGAUCCAGAAUAAUCUGUAGCUAGCAGCUGCGUUUCUUUUGCAAACGCAUAGGCUGCCAUCCCUUACGCUUCAUUGUCAAGGACGGGGUGGGGGGUUGGGGGAAGAGAGAGAGUGAGUGAGAUUUUGCUUUGCUAUACAGAUAGGUACAUGAGGCAUUACCAGUGUGUUUCUUUAAAGAGUAGUUAGCGCAUCCAUUUGUGUUUUUUAUUCUUAAUGCUUUUUGACAGCAAUCUGAAUUGUAUUAGUGAAGUCGGGGAAGGGAGGGGUAGCUACAUGCUGCUUAUUGGCCAUAAAUGUCAAUGCCCUGAAAUAACAGGAAUCUAUAUGAGACUUUCAGGUAGGGAAAUGUAGGCGGUUUGCUCACAGGUUUGUUGAGCAGGUCUAGGUAGCAUAUGGAUUGUGGAAGGGCAGAACUAUCCAAUCCAUUCAUCUUGCCAAGAAACCAGGGAGCCAGUGCCUUUUCAUAUGCAAAGAAAUCUCUCUCUCUGUUCCUGCAUUUCCUCUGUCCAAGUGAGCUUAGGUGGCUGCUGCAAUCUUCAAAACCAUAAGGGAGAGACAAGGGAGCAGCCCUUUGCUAAAGAGGCCUGGAAUUGAAAAUGAAAAAGUGCUCUCCUUAAAAGGCUUUUAUAGGAAAGAAGAGAUCUGUAACGUGGCUCUUUAGAGGAAGAGGGGGAAAGGGGGAGUGAGAUGCCCAUACUGUAGGUUUGCAACGAAUAACUGUACGUGGAGAGGAAAAAAAAUAGAUUGUAGAAGCAAAGUAAGAGUGCAUUUCCAAAAUAUAAAGCCUGGAUUGCUUUCGAGAGGAAAAGCAGAAAAUAUUAACAGGGAGAGCCAUUGCAAGAGAAGCUACUGCAUUUUCAUUUGCUAACCGGGCUCCUGACUCCACGGCUCCCUUGCCUGGCAGGAGAAGGAAAUAGCUAGACUAGGUAUUCUGCAGGUCUAAAGAAAUCCAAAAUGCGCUGUUCGGAAAACGCAGCCUCCAACAUGCUGUCUCUUUUGCUGCUUUGCUCCGUGCCUCUUCUACAAGGCCUGCCCCUCUGGGAAAAUGAUGAUGUGGUCCCUGCCACCCCCUCCCCACAGCUGGAGGCCCUGUCGCCAGAGACCAUGGGGGAACCCAAAGAGGAGGAACUGGGGGCCUCAUCUGAGGUGAGGGGGUCCUUGCCCCCUAACCCUGAAGGCCUCUCUGACUUUCUGCAGGGGGCCCUGCUGAGGAAGGAGUUUCUGGGGGGCGAGUUGUUGGAAGAACCCAUCCCCGGAGGUAGUCCUUCUACCUUGCCCCCAUUCCACCCCCCCAUCCAGCACCUGGAUGGUGGGAUGGUCCCCGAGAUGUCUGAAGCUGCAGCCACAGGCCCUUCCCCUUUGACCACUGCGGCACCCCCCACCGGCUUCUUGCUCACAACCCCACCAGCUUCCACGGCGGCUGCUCCCCCCCGCCUUCCCCCUCCAUCUGAUGAGACAGGGUCUGCCAGCCACCACAUCUCUGCUACCACCACAGCCUUCAUCCCUGAGAGUGAUGAGGAGACCACAACCACGCUGAUCACUACAACAACCAUCACGACAGUGCACACGCCAGGAGUACUUUGCAACAACAACAUAACUGACGUGGAAGGCUAUGUUGAAUCUCCAGAUUAUUCUGGGGCCACUUUCUAUGGAGGCCUGGAUUGCACUUAUACGAUCUCUGUUUACAUGGGCUAUGGGAUAGAAGUACAGGUGCAGAGUUUAAACCUAUCAAAGGAGGAUUCACUGACUGUGGAAGGUCUGGGAGGGGAGAAGCCCGUUGUCUUGGCCAAUGAAUCAUUGAUGGUUGAGGGCCAAGUGAUCCGUAGCCCAACCAACCAGUUGUUGAUACACUUUCAGAGUUACCACACCACCACACCUGGAAUCUUCAAAUUCCACUACCAAGCUUUUCUGCUCAGCUGCGGAUUCCCCAGCCGACCUGAGAAUGGGGAUGUGACGGUUACUGACCUCCAUCCAGGUGGUUCUGCCACUUUUAAGUGUGAAUCAGGCUUCCACUUGCAGGGAGAAGAGACACUCAUCUGCCUCAAUGUAAGCCGCCCUCGCUGGAGUGGCACCAGUCCUGCAUGUGUGGCUUCCUGUGGAGGAACAGUUCACAAUGCCACUCGUGGCCGUAUUGUGGCUCCUGAGGCGCCAGGUGGGCCUCGCGGUGGUCGGAACCUGACGUGCCGAUGGCUGGUGGAGGCUCCCGAAGGCCAGCGGCUGCACCUGCACUUUGAGAGAGUGGCCCUGGAUGAGGAUAAUGACAAGCUAAUGAUCCGCAGUGGGAGCAGUGCCUUUUCCCCCAUCAUCUACGACUCCGACAUGGACGACGUUCCAGAACGAGGGUUGCUGAGUGAUGCCCAGUCGCUCAUUGUGGAGCUGACCAGUGAAGGCCCUGCUACACCUCUCAUCCUGAGCCUGCGCUAUGAAGCUUUCGAUGAAGACCGGUGUUAUGAACCCUUCCUGGCCCAUGGCAAUUUCAGUACGUCAGAUCCUUUGUAUCGUGUGGGGACGGUGGUGGAGUUUGCCUGCAGUGCCGGCUACAUGCUUGAGCAAGGGCCUUCUGCCAUUGAGUGCAUUGAUUCAAGAGACCCCCGAUGGAAUGAGAGUGAACCCACUUGCAAAGCAUUGUGUGGUGGGGAACUCUCUGAACCAACAGGUGUAGUACUGUCCCCUGACUGGCCCCAAUCCUAUGGGAAAGGCCAGGACUGUGUCUGGGGCAUCCGGGUGCAGGAGGAGAAGCGAGUAUUGCUGGACAUUGAGAUCCUCAACAUCCGCAAGUCAGAUGUGCUGACUAUCUUUGAUGGAGGAGACUUAACGGCUCGAAUCCUCGGCCAGUACUUGGGCCCCCAUCCUCGCUUCAGCCUCUACUCUUCUGGCCCAGCGGUUACUCUCCAGUUCCAGUCAGAUCCCGGGGACCCCCUCUUUGGCCUCAGCCAGGGAUUCCUGGUGCGAUACAAGGAGGUUCCACGCAACGACACGUGCCCAGAACUGCCCGAGGUGGAGUUUGGUUGGCGCACAGCUUCGCAUGUCGCCGUCAUCCGUGGCACAGUGGUGACGUACCAGUGCGAGCCAGGUUAUGACAUUGUGGGAUCAGAUAUCCUCACUUGCCAAUGGGACCUGUCCUGGAGCAACAGUCCUCCCACUUGCCAGAAGAUUGUGAACUGCGCUGAUCCUGGAGAAAUAAGCAACGGCAAACGUAGUGUCUCAGACCGACGUUUCUCCAUCGGUUCCCACGUCCAGUAUUUCUGUCACGAGGGCUACGUGGUGGAAGGGAGCAGCACCCUGACUUGCUAUAAUCGGGACACAGGCACCCCCAAAUGGAGCGACCGAGUGCCCAAGUGUGUCUUGAAAUAUGAGCCCUGCCUGAAUCCUGGCGUCCCAGAGAAUGGGUACCAAACCCUUUACAAGCACCAUUAUCAGGCAGGGGAGUCCCUGCGUUUCUUCUGCUACGAGGGAUUUGAGCUCAUUGGUGAGGUGACAAUCACCUGCAUACCAGGGCAUCCAUCCCAGUGGACCAGCCAGCCCCCACUGUGCAAAGUGGCCUAUGAGGAGUUACUCGAUGGACGGAAACUAGAAGUCACUCAAACGACGGACCCUUCCCACCAGAUGGAAGGGGGCAACAUUGCCCUGGCGAUCUUCCUGCCCAUCAUCCUGGUUAUCCUUCUGAUUGGCGGAAUCUACAUCUAUUACACCAAGUUCCAAGGGAAAACCCUCUUUGGUUUCUCGUUUUCCAGUUCCCACAGCUACAGCCCUAUCACUGUUGAGUCUGAUUUCAACAACCCUCUCUAUGAGGCUGGGGACACCAGAGAAUAUGAAGUAUCCAUCUAGAAGACUUUAGAGGAUCUGCGUUCUUCCCCCAACCCAAGCGGGUUUAAGCAACAGCGACGAACGAUUCCUGUUUAGGAGGGAACAGUGGAAAGUGGUUUUGGGGGGGCCUUGAGGAAAUGGAGGGAGAGAGGGAGUUUCUUCUCUCUAACCCACAGAUUGAGCUUUCUCCCUUUCUCUCCAUGUUGCUGCCUCACUGUUCACUCCCAGCUUUGGAUGCUCUCCACUCCCCCAACCCUUUGUGAAUACCCUCUUCAAUGUGCCAAACGUGUUUCUCACAGACAAACACAAACACACACACGCACACAUUUUCCUGCUUAAUCUCUUUGUUUACAUUUAUUUAUUUAUUUACUAAUUUAUUGUUCUGUCCCUCCCUUGAUUUAUUAUCUCCUUCAGGAUUGAGAGGAAAAGAGACGUUGGACCUCAACCCUUUCUUUCUUCCUUACCUUGUUUCUCACUCUUUUUCUAAGAAGCUGGAUAUUAUAGGUGCUGCCAUUUAAAUAAAAAUAUCUGUGAAGAAGGUUGUACAGUAAUGUCACUGAAAAAAACAGCAUAUUGUCUUGGCAGGAGACAAUAACGAGCUUAAUCCUAAAGUUAGUGGCCAAGAGUGUGAAAAGAAACAACUGGUAAGAGACAUAAAAAGAAGUAGACACUCCAGUAAAGAACCCAUAUAUGGCUCUACUUGUUAAUGGAAGCAAGUCCCGUUGAACUCGGCAGAAUGAACAGCCACUAAGUUUCCAUAGAAUUGGGAAUGUUAAAUUAUACAGUAUCUUCUAGAAGAAACCCAGUAUUUACCAUUUGAGAAAGAGAAGAGCAGGGUCUCAGAACUCUGGGCUUCGUCUUGGUAGCUUAUGGCUGGAUUUUGUAAAAGGCCUAUGAAAUGAAUUUGUGUUGACCUACAUAAAAAGAAAGAAAGAAAUCAGCAUGUAUACUUUUGAAGGAAUUUGUCAAGGCAUACACAGUGUGCAACAGGUGAGGGGCAUCAAGCCCUACAGUAUUGGAAGAUCUUGCAAAAACUAAGAAUUGUACUAGCAGCUUUUAUAUUGCAAUCCUAUGCCUAUUAACUUGCAAGUAAGCCCUGUUGUAUUCAGUGGAGCUUGCUCUCAGGUAAGCAGGCACAGGAUUGAACUAAACUGCCUACAAAAGGCUUUCUGAUUGUACAUCUGCAGCUCUUCUUCUGAAACUCCAAUCUCCACCUCUCCCAACACCACAAAACUCCAGAAAAUGUGAAUUAUGUAUAUGUAUAUAAAUAAUCGAUUUCUGGGCCCUACAGAAAGAUGCUUGCUAGAACUUUCAAAAAAACUGUUUGGACAGGCAGCACCAUGUCAGUUAUUUCAUUACCAGCAUGGGGGUGAGGGCUGUUGAGUCAUUCAGAUUUUCUGUCUGAGACUGAAGCAUAAAUAAGUUGUUCCUCUAAAUACAAAUUGAAACUCCAGCAUCUUAGAACAAGUCUCCCCUAGAAAAAGAUGCACACCCAGAAAUCCAUUUGUUGAUAUUGGUUCAAAAAGAGAGACUUUCACUCUUGAACCCCUUUUGUUGUACAAAGAUUGGUUUCCUCUUGGCCAUAUUCUUUUCAUUUUAAUGUCUGUGUACAGGAUAAAUUUCCAGUGGGGUUUACACAUGGGCCCUAGUUUUCUGGCUUCUACAUGUCUGAUGUCAGCAUGUGAAAGGAAACAUUUUCCACCAUUUCCACCUUUCAAAAUUAUAAUGCAGGAUGAAAAUUAUUCCCUAAGCAAAGGUCAUUUUGUUACUAAGCAAAUUCCUCUAGUAAUAAAACACGGAACUGUAAUGAUUAAGGUAUACAGGUACCUUUUAAAGAAUAGGCAGACUAUAAUAUUUAUGUCUCUCACGAAGAAUAAAUCAUUGAAAGCCACCAAUAACUUCACAUAUGCUUUUAAGAAUGAUUGUACCAAUAUUCAUUAUUUUUAUUAUAGUUUGUCAUCUUUUUAAAGAAAAAAGUGGAUAUUUCCCUAAUUGUCUAGUAUGCUUACAAAAAAGUUUAACAAUAAAAUAGCUGGAGGCUGAAGUAGCCUCUUCAUACUGUCCCUUGAAUGAUAAAGCAAGGAAAGAUACUUAAUUUUUAAAAAGUAUAUUAACAGUUUUGAAGAUUUAUUUUCUUUUAAAGCCGAUACGUUCACCAUGUCAUUUUACUAAGAAAAUUCCUUGUAGAUUUAGUAUUAGAGUACUGCUUUGUGGGUUAAUGAGAGAAGGGCAUCUGACCUAAACAACAGCAACAAAAUAACUUUUUCGGGGGGCAACUUCUUUUUAAUUAUUAGAAGGAAAAGUCUGUAUUUUGUGGCUUAUCUAAGGAUCAUUGAGAGGCCUUUUGUGUGUCUUGUCCCUUAAAGUCUUGAAUAAAAUAGACAGCAAGAUCCAUAGUGCCAAAAUGUAUAGAGGUAAUGUUUUAAGAAACCAAGUCAUGGAAAAAA